AAAGAGAAUGAUAAUUUCAAAAUAUCCUAGGUAUCUCUUUCACUCCUUUCUCACGCCCACCCAACCCCGAUCCACCCCUGAUCGGCGCCCAUCCCACCCAUUCCGACCGGCGCUGCAUAGAUCAGCAGCAGCAGGAGGUCGCGCCACCUUCCCCGACCGGAGCUCCGUGCGCCUCGAUCAGCAGCAGCAGCAGCAGGAGGAGGAGGUCGCAGCAUCACCGCAGAGGCGGCAGCAGCAACAGCAAAUUCCGGCAGAUUAGUGAUUUAGCUUCAGCCGGAAAUUGAUCUUCAAUGUCAGGAGAAGUUCAGAUGAGUUCAGAAAAGCAACCACGAAGAGGACUGUCAUGCACCCGUUACUUCGAUGCACUCUGGUUCUGCUACUCUCCCGUCCAUCAGAUGCAGCAAUAUUAUAGACUUGGUGCCCUUGAUAAUUGUAGUAAGAAAUGGAGUGGUCUCGUUGAUUGUCUGACUUUAAAAACCAAAAGGUCUUCUGAAGUGGAGGAAAUUUUAGAAACACGCGAGAAAGCGAAGCCUCACCUGUGGUCAACACGAACCCCUGAAGAAGCCGCAGCUUAUUGGAGCGAACUCUUUGACCAUCUAGAUGAAGAGUAAAACUCUUAAGACCUUUUCAUCAGACAUUUGCUCAAUCAAUACGAGAAAGUUUAUUAUAUCAUUUGAAAUAAUCUUCUCCCCAAUGAUGCUUGUUUCAAACAUGUCUUAGAGGCACCAUGGUUAUCAAAGUGGGUUUCUAAAGAGGCACCAGUUUAGGAAUGUUUAGAAUAGGAACAUUGUGUAGGAAAAUCUUCUUUUUCCUUGAGUGAUUGAAGCAGCAUAAACAAAUUCCAACAAUCUUAAACGUCAGAGUAACACCACCUUCUGAUUCAGAUGAACUGUGGAGCUUAUCAUUGCAUUAUAAAGAGAUGGAACAAAACACUAUUCAUCUUUCUUUCUUUGA
Messenger RNA from Solanum lycopersicum (tomato), 954 nucleotides. The record is from RefSeq and is a predicted model, not a curated record. NCBI's taxonomy places the organism in Eukaryota, Viridiplantae, Streptophyta, Magnoliopsida, Solanales, Solanaceae.